This is a messenger RNA of Raphanus sativus (radish), 1863 nucleotides long. Its product is annotated as histone-lysine N-methyltransferase ASHH1. The record is from RefSeq and is a predicted model, not a curated record. Gene Ontology annotation, molecular function: histone H3K36 methyltransferase activity; protein binding. Gene Ontology annotation, cellular component: chromatin; nucleus. Lineage: Eukaryota; Viridiplantae; Streptophyta; Magnoliopsida; Brassicales; Brassicaceae. The transcript has 9 exons. The coding region runs from base 229 to 1668 and encodes 479 amino acids. Gene Ontology annotation, biological process: regulation of DNA-templated transcription.
GAAAAACGGAACAAAAAGUUUAACGCCGUCUACUUCCUCCCUCUCUCGCUCGCUUGCCGUCCGUCUUCUCAGGUAAUAAGCUUCUUCAUUUUCGCCUAUCUUUUCGAUUCGACACGCAAGUUUCCAAUGUUUGUCUCCACACCUAAAUCCCAGAGAGAGAGAUCGAUAAAACCCUAAUUAGCCUGUACGCAGUGGCACACUCUCUCCUUAAUCUGAAUUGGAAGAAGAAUGCAAUUUUCUUGUGAUCCUGAUCAAGAGGGAGACGAGCUGCCACAAUAUGAACACAUCUAUCAAAAUGACUUCUCUUAUCGAAAGCACAAGAAACAGAAGGAAGAAGAUAUUUCUAUCUGCGAAUGCAAGUUCGAUUUCGGAGACCCUGACAGUGCUUGUGGUGAGAGAUGCCUCAAUGUCAUAACCAACACCGAGUGCACACCUGGUUACUGCCCUUGUGGUGUCUAUUGCAAGAAUCAGAAGUUUCAGAAAUGUGAAUACGCCAAGACCAAGUUGAUUAAGUCUGAAGGUCGUGGUUAUGGACUAGUGGCUGUCGAAGACAUAAAGGAAGGACAGUUCAUUAUUGAGUACUGUGGAGAAGUAAUCUCAUGGAAAGAAGCAAAGCGUAGGGCUCAAACUUAUGAAACUCAUGGUGUAAAGGAUGCAUACAUAAUAUCUCUCAAUGCUUCUGAGGCUAUUGAUGCCACUAAGAAGGGAAGCCUUGCUAGGUUUAUAAAUCAUUCAUGUAAACCAAAUUGUGAGACGAGGAAGUGGAAUGUUCUUGGAGAAGUUAGAGUUGGGAUCUUUGCAAAGGAGAGCAUAUCUCCACGGACGGAACUGGCUUAUGACUAUAACUUUGAGUGGUAUGGAGGAACCAAAGUCCGCUGUCUCUGUGGUGCAGUCUCUUGUUCUGGAUUUCUUGGAGCCAAGUCUCGUGGCUUUCAGGAGGAUACAUAUGUAUGGGAGGACGGUGAUGAUCGGUACUCGGUUGAUAAGAUUCCAGUCUAUGAUUCUGCAGAAGACGAGCUUACAUCUGAACCUCCUAAGAAUGUGGAGUCCAACACAAAUGAAGAGAAAGAUACUGUUGUAACAGAAAAGAACCAUUUGGAGUCUUCUACUGAUCUGAUUGUUGAGCAAUCAGAGUCAGUUCCUAUGGAGGAAGAUGUUGUCACAGAAACUGUUAAAACAGAAGAAGCUGAAGAAGAAGAUACAAAGCUGACUUUACAAGAUUUACCGCAGAAAACAGCAGUUGUUAUAUCACGCCCUCGCGAUAAGUCUCUUCCGAAGAAAAGAGGAAGGCCGAUUUCAAGCGGGAAGACAAAGAAUGUCCCUCAGAAGCACGUCGACAUAGCACAUGUGGUUCAGCUGCUAGCAAGCAAAGAAGCUCAAGAUGAGAUUCUCAAAUACGAGGAGGUGAAGAAGGAAGCAGCGGUACGUCUGUCGUCAUUGUACGAUGAGAUAAGACCAGCGAUUGAAGAGCAUGAGAGAGAUAGCCAAGACAGUGUAGCAACAAGUGUGGCGGAGAAGUGGAUACAAGCAAGCUGUGAUAAACUCAGGGCAGAGUUUGAUCUUUACUCUUGUGUGGUAAAGAACAUCGCUUGCACUCCCAUCAAACCACACAAGACUAAAAUUGCAGAAACAGGAGAUGAUGACCAGACCAAGCCCGCGGAAAGCUGAGAAUGAGCUCCAAAACCUGCUAGUUGACUCGGAGGUUAUGGUUAUAAUACAUUAAUUAUUGUGGUCUCAAGACUUUUGUGGGACGGUUAAGUUUCGCGGUAAAUGACAUGUGUAUCAUUUGAUUGAUUAGUCAGAUCCAAUGAGAAGGUGACGAAAAACCGCGUGGAGAAUAAUAUAAAGUCCAUUUCUUUUUUA